UAGCAAAGGCGCAUCAUGUCACGCGCUGCCAGCAGUUCGACUGGCGACACCAAGUCCUUUUGGCGACGACCGAGGUUGUCAUCGUCACAAUGCAACGCAACAGGCGCGAACCGUUUCUCGGGCCCAGCCAUCCGAGUCGCUGCACCUACCUCCCAGAUACCGUCGCAAAGGUUAGCGCCGUCGUCUCCUCAUCAGCUGAGCUCGGACGAAGAGGACGAAGAGCUUCGUUCGUUUCUGACUAUCCGGGAGCCGAUUCCGCGCCACGCCGGAGUUAGUGUGGCUCGUCGUGGAGGUCGAGACGAUUCGCCCUCUUCGCCGGCCAGUUCGUUCGACUCGACGCGUCUCUCUCCGUGGUCGACGCCCACGUCCCCUCGGUGGUCAGGCUCCACCACGCCUCCGGGUUCCUCCAGUCUCGAGGGCCACUCUCCGGGCCUCUCGGCGUCCUUGUCCUCGUCGCCAUUCUCGGACGCCAGCGUGGUUAUUUCGUCUUCGUGUGGCACUCGCAAGCACACCCGCGGUGACUGUCACUUUCCAAAGUCCCUGCCGUCCUCCGCUUCGGCGUCGUCUUCUCCCGGCUGCAAGUUGAACGCUCUUGGUGAUCCUCCACCACCGUGCAACAUCUGGUCGGGCGGCUUCAAGUGGCACGAUCAAAUAAGAGGAGGAACCUACAAGGACCGAGAAGAGUGUCUGCAAAUAUCGGACUUCUGGAAGUACGGACAGCAUCGCCGUAGUAGCGACUUCAGUUCGGACGCGGAGUCCCGCAGAGGCGAUGACGUCUUGAACUCCGGGCUCCAGGGUACUAGAAGGGCUUCCUCGUUCGACGCUCUCGAAGUUGAAAGCGACGACAGCUCUGUCGAUGCCCUCCGAGGAGCCAGGCCCAAGCUGAUUCUUCCAGUCCCUAAGCACUCGCCGCCAAAGAACAGCGGCUUUCCCGAUCCGUCUCACCAAAAGCCGACUCGCUCUGGUCGUUCCGCGAGGCAGGAUGAUGAUGACGUGUGCUGCCAUUGCAAGCUUCCUCCGAGCUUGUUGCCCCUCGAAUGCUGCGAGCAGGACGUGAGAAGCAAGGGUGACGCCGAAGAGCCGUUGGGGAGCUGCGUGGGAUCUAAAAAGGGACUAAACUGGCCAUGCACGCUGCAACCUCCUAACCAGCGUUGUCUGGACUGCCUCUACUCUGUUCCACUGUCCAGCGGCGCACAAUGGGUGCAGGCAUCUUGUGGCAAGUUCCCGUGGAACAGGCGCCGAGGAUCGGGUGUGCUCGUUCACGAAGUCGACGAAGGACAGCCCUGCCUGACCUGCAAGGACAAGUGUCCUGGUUUCAGUCCACACCUUUGGAGGAAAGUGUGCAACAACUGCAAGUGCCCACGAGAAUCGCACGAUGUGUAUCACGAAGAGUUCGUCAACGUGCGCGACCGCAUCGGCAUCAAGGCGUCCGACCCUUCGCAGCACACUUCCAAGGAGAAGACGCUGCAAGAAGGAUACUCCUGGGUGCCGCCGGGACUCUCUAGCGCAAAGAUCGAGGAGUACUUCGCCCAGCUGCCGAACCACAAGGUGCCGCGGCUGGGCAGUCCGGGCGAGAAGUACCGAGACCGGCAGCUCAUCGUGCAGCUGCCCAAGCAGGACCUCGCGCUUGCCUACUGCAAGUUCCUCGAGCGGGAGUGCCACCGGGCGUUUGAGGACUUCGUCAACGCUCGCAACGAGAUCGCCCUCGACAUCGGUUACGUCAGGGAGGCCCUCGACAAGACGCUGGAGUGCCACAAGUGCGGCGGCGUGCUGCCCGGCGGCGAGCUGGCGGUGAUCGCGCCCAAGUACGGCGAGAUGGUCGCCUGGCACCCGGCCUGCUUCGUGUGCGGCACCUGCAACGAGCUGCUCGUCGACCUGACCUACUGCGCCAAGGACGGACAGCUCUAUUGCGAGCGACACUACGCCGAGACGCUCAAGCCCCGGUGCGCCGCUUGCGACGAGCUCGUGUUCUCCGGCGAGUACACCAAGGCCAUGAACAAGGACUGGCACUCGAGCCACUUCUGCUGCUGGCAGUGCGACGACUCGCUGACCGGGCAGCGGUACGUGCUGCGCGACGAGCACCCGUACUGCGUCCGCUGCUACGAGCAGGUGUUCGCAAACUCCUGCGAGGAGUGCUCCAAGGCCAUCGGUAUCGACUCUAAGGACCUUUCCUACAAGGAGAAGCACUGGCACGAGGCUUGCUUCCUGUGCAGCAAGUGCCGGGUGUCGCUGGUGGACAAGCCAUUCGGCUCCAAGGCUGAGAAGGUCUACUGCGCCGCCUGCUACGAUGCCGCAUUCGCCACCCGCUGCGAUGGCUGCGGCGAAAUCUUCCGCGCUGGCACCAAGAAGAUGGAGUACAAGGGUCACCAGUGGCACGAGAAGUGCUUCUGCUGCUGCGUGUGCAGCAACCCGAUUGGCACCCGCAGCUUCAUCCCGCGGGACAAUGACAUCUACUGCACCGGGUGCUACGAGGACAAGUUUGCCACCAGGUGCAUUAAGUGCAACCAGAUCAUCACUAGUGGUGGUGUGACAUACCGCAACGAGCCAUGGCACCGGGAGUGCUUCACUUGCACCAACUGCAGUGCUUCGUUAGCCGGCCAGCGAUUCACAUCGCGCGAUGAGAAGCCGUACUGUGCCGAGUGCUUCGGUGAGCUGUUUGCCAAGAGAUGCACCGCCUGCUCCAAGCCUAUCACUGGAAUCGGCGGAACCCGCUUCAUCUCUUUCGAGGACCGCAACUGGCACAACGACUGCUUCAUCUGUGCCAUGUGCACUAACUCCUUGGUCGGCAAGGGCUUCAUCACUGAUGGACCCGACAUCUUGUGUCCCGAGUGCGCUAGGCAAAAGCUGAUGUAACUGGGCAGUGAAACGCGAAAUCCAAACGAAACAAAGUAACACAAACAACAUGAAGCCUUUGAUGCGCUUGCUACAAUUCCAACGCAGCAAAUUUGGUAGAUUUUUUUUCAUACGAAAAAAAAAGAAGAAUGCAAGUAGCCGCCCCUGUUAAACAGAAACUUGAAAGGUCAAAACAGCAAAUAAAGUGUAUUAUAUUGCAGCCAGCUGAGUGCACUAUAUAUUACUCUUGAAACGAGGAGUGAUUUAGCACCUUUCUAUAAGCACAGGUUUGAAAAGAUAUUGCCUAUAACGUUAUUUUACGUUGCCUGCAGCUUUCUAAAAAAGAAAAUACUGCUAACGUAUUUGCAGUGUAACGGAAUGACAGCAUAAAUCAUUCCACAAUGAGUCAUGCAUAACACUGCACAGUUCUACUAUAAGGACAAAUGACAUUUUGUAUUUACACCUUGUUGGAGGAGACAUUCAAGUGCACUUGUGUGAAACUUGUAUUUGUUUUUUUUGUGGUGCCUUGAAUAAUGUUUCACCACAAAGAACUGAAUUCUUUCUGUGGUGCUAAGCUUUGCGGAAGCGCUCAGCGAUGCCGUCAACUUUUCAUCUGAUAUAGACAGGUGCGGAAGCAAGCUGACCAGUUAACGCAGCACUUUAGUAUGUACUUUCAUAAGAAUUGAAAUCAUAAAUACCAAGGUUGACAGCAUCUGCUGACGCUGUUGGUCAAUAUAAGGGGAACUGUGGCUUCAUUUUUAUUCCUACGAUGUCUGCUUCUGAGUUGUUCCCUAGUAGGUCAAUAAAGCUUGCUUUUUUACCCCUUGUUUACUUUUCAGGUGAGAAAGUUAAAUGUUUUUGUAACUACAGGCAACAAUAAAGAUUUUCCCGCAUGCACAUCCACUCACUUCAAGUGCUUUAAUCGUAUAUGCACUGCUGAAGAUUCUAUGCUGCCAAACAGCAGCUUUUUAGUUUUUGUACAUUCUUACCAUCGUAAAUUUUCUUUUCUACUUAGUGAGAGGACAUAUCUGCAUUUCAAUUUGCUUGGAGGCUUGGAAGAAACUGGUUGUGGUGGUUAGUGAGAUAAGAGGUCACAAGGUCUCUUUACGAGGGAGAUAAUGUAACACACCCUAAAAGGUUGAAACGCAACAUCCACCCACUCGCAAGCAUAUCAACAAGUUCCAGGUAUGCCUAAAGUUCAAGCCUUUACCGAGUCACCAGCAUGGCCUUCAUGAUGAGGAAAAUUACACAGCGCUGGCCGCCGUGUAAGUGAUUGACAAUCCGAAUUUGUGUUUGCCUCUGAAGGAAGAUGAAUAGUUCUUAGAGGCUUUGGAUUCAAGUCCAGUAUACGCAGCACAACAGGUGUUUGGGUGUACAUACAGCAACACCAACACAACUAUCGUAUAUGCACUGAACUACUGCUUAGAGCGACAAGAUGCCUUUCGUAACGUGUCGUGUGCCACAUUAUUUACUUGCCAUAUUGCUUGGUUUUGUUCAUUCAGCCCACUAUUGUACAUAUUGAGCAGAGUUUAAUAUAAUAUGUAUCAGUGGACUAACUGUAAGAAUUACACUCUGAAUGCGGAGUGCUUUAACAAAAAUGUGUGCUAGGUACUGCAUUGUACGAUGAAGAAGUUGUGUGUAUGCUGAUGUAGUGAUGUCUUUUUCUGCAUUGUUUUCAUGCUUGACUCACUCUGAUGAUCAGUUGGAAGCGUUUGUGGUUGCUUAUUCAUUAGUACUGACAGUUUUAUUUCUCUAGCCACUAAUGCUUUUAUUCACCGCAUUACAAUCUAUGCUCGCUUUUCACAACAACUAAAUGCAAUGUGCCACAUAUGCAGCAUUGUACAUCAGAUAUGUGAUACUACACUUCACACCUUAAAUGCUUACCGCCGUAACAGCAUUUUUUUUAUCCUGGCUACUAAAUUCUCGGUUCCUACAUCAAUGCUUUUCCGCAUUGGCUAUGGUGUAUAAGUUAUGAGCUUGAAUUAUACGAGCUGGUAGCUACUCUCUUUGGGAGAGGUGCUGAAGGGCUAUAUGUAAUUAACAAGAAUUGGAAUGUGUCUACAUCAUAAAUACUGAUAAAAUUAAAGUUUGUUCUGAGAGAAAUGUGUAUACAUCUUGCUUUACUAGCAAUUCAGUAAUUUGCAAUUAGAACCUUAGCUUAUACGAAUCACCACAUGUUUGUUAUUAGACUCAGUAUGGGGAGAAAUUCAGCUUAGAGUUUUAUGUUUUCCUUGCAUGUUAACCGAAGUGGGGAUGUGCCAAGAAUGCUUCGCCAUGUUAACCACAUCAAGGGGUACGCUUUACGCAAGUAGAAAACGCUUUUGGUAAUUGAGCUAUGGGGUCAACAGUGUGCCGACUUGUGGCCUUGCUAUGCUUGUGAACUGUGCCUGAUGCUUUUAAGUAUGAGCGCUGAGUGAGAUAUAUAUUUUGUAGUCUUUGUUUUGCGUGUAGAUGUCUCUAUUCCGGUUGUGUUACUAACAAUGUAUGCCGCACAUUUGGAGAGACGUGAUGCUCUCUCGUAAAUCGAAUAAAUUUCCACUGAUGGUUC
Molecule: messenger RNA, 5380 nt
Organism: Rhipicephalus microplus (southern cattle tick)
Lineage: Eukaryota; Metazoa; Arthropoda; Arachnida; Ixodida; Ixodidae
Gene: Lmpt
Product: four and a half LIM domains protein limpet
Molecular function (GO): zinc ion binding
Source: RefSeq, a predicted model, not a curated record